GGAAUAUUUUUGACAGUUCGUGAAAAGGUGUUAUAUUAAUAUCGUACAUACUGUUCAACAGAUCAGAAUUUGUUUCUCACUUCAUUAGGAAAGAACCAUGGAAUCGACAACAUUUUUCUCCGUAUUGGUAUCAUGCUUGGGAAUAGUUUUGUCCCAGAACACGGCAACCGGCCCCCAACACCCACCACUGUGUCUGAUGGAAUGCAUGUCGGAAUGGAUUUCAUGUGAAUACGAAUGUAGAAUAGAAUUCCCCGUGGCUACAAAUCCCAUCGACUUCCAAGGUUGUGCCAUGCCAUGUGAGGAGGAGAGAAUGAUGUGCAUGAUUGGAUCACCUGAUCCUGCUUGUAAUAACAACACUCUAAACAACGUAGCCCACCUGCCUUUCCAGGUGGACCUGACCCCUACGACUACUGCUGCUCCCACUACCACACCUGCCCCAACACCUGCACCAACGCCCGCACCAACACCCGCACCAACUCCUGCGCCUGUUGCUGCUGUAGCAGCUUCUGUGCCAAAGACACCAGUUGCUGCUGUGGCAGCUUCUGCACCAAAUGCUCCAGUUGCUGCUGUGGCAGCCUCUGCGCCAAAGGCGCCAGUUGUUGGUCCAGUAGUUGGACCGUAUCCAAAGGUUAUUAAGUCCCCCCAAAUCCAGAAAGUGGCCAGUAAUCUACAACCAGUUGUCAUUCAAGGUCCCAGUCAGAGAGGGCCCAGCCCACAAGUUCAGAACAAGAGAGUUCAGAACAUCUUUUCAGGAUCUCCAAAUCAGAUUUCUUAUCCAAGGCGGUCAAGCAACAAAAAUCAAAACCGUGUGCAGGGACCACCAAUGCCCGCUGUCAGCGCGCCGUCUUCAAGUGGAAAUGCUGCAAUGCCAGCCACGGUGCAACAGGCUAAACCUAAUGAACCACCAAAACAACGGUUUGGACACAGAUUUUUGAAAGUCCAUAAACUUACUUAUAAUUUAAACAACCAAGGAAAAUAGAUAAAAAAGGAUACAGCAAAAAAAAUAUACAACAGUGAUAAUACAGUACUGAUACAGUAACUCUUGUGUCGCUUUGAUGGCGAUUAUCAAGGACUACUUUUAUAUCACCUGUGGCUUUUUUGCUGGUGAUAGAAAAGAAACAACACAAUUUGAACUUUAAUGCAUCAUCAAUGUGCAUUUAUUCUUUUUGUCUGUGGUAUUGGAAGAUAUUGCUUUUUUUUUUAACUCUGAGGUUGUAGUCGGGCAAAUAAUGCCAUGGCUGUCACGCAUGAGCAGCAUGACUUUAACAAUCAAGUCACUAAUUUAUUACUUGCACGUUUUGAAUUGAAUAUAUACUCAUGUUUCUUUGAUUUAUGUUAUUUCCUCUGUUCUGUUACUGUCAUUUAUUAAUGAAAUGUUAAUAAUAUGGACGUAAAACACUAUAA
Molecule: messenger RNA, 1404 nt
Organism: Magallana angulata
Lineage: Eukaryota; Metazoa; Mollusca; Bivalvia; Ostreida; Ostreidae
Product: translation initiation factor IF-2-like
Exons: 2
Coding region: 98-979 (293 amino acids)
Source: RefSeq, a predicted model, not a curated record